AUGCGUCAACAACGCACCAGUCCUCCGAGAGAGGAGGAAAGCAAAGAGGAAGGCGAUGAUGGGAUAGCGGCCGUUGGCCAUGCUCCUCCCCUACAGAAUGGACAACUAGUCCAAGCAGCAUGCCGGGACCUAGUGCAUUUAGAUUUUCAAGCGGCACUACUAGAGGAAGGGUUCCAAGAAGAUGGAAGCGGGGAAGAAUCGGUCAUACGGAGGAGGGAAAGUGAAUCACAACGUGAGCCUGAAAUACACGAGGAUACCUUUGCCGAGGAACCUUCCUACGAUGAUGGCAAGAUGAUGCUGACAGACGAAGAGUAUCAAUGGGCACGAGACAUCAAGAGUGCAGCACAACUGCAGCCCGAUUUGGACAAACUGCCCGACUUUUGGUAUGCUCAGAUUGCGCUUUGUGAUCAGGGAGAUGUGGACGCUGCGUUGCAUAGGAUCCAUGGACUUCAGACGUUCUGGAAGGAAUACAAGGUUAUCUUGGACAACUUGAACAGUGCUCGGAAAGUUGUUCGUGAGUCCUUGGAGGACCUCUUUCCGGGCUUUUGGCUUUCACUCACGUACAGUCCAACAGCGGGACACUACACCCUGGUGAUGGACGCUGUCAAGCUUGACAUGUCCGUGUUAGCGACACACCCUCAAGCUAUGGAUUCUCUAAUCCUAUCAAUGUUCUAUGUUUUGCACGCGGCAAACCCAGAUUUUGAAACCAUCCGUCAUGGACUCUACUCCAUCGCCGAAUGUGAGGGGCAAGACUGGAAAAAUUCGAUGGGAGCUGGAGACAUGCGUCGGGUUUGGACAGAGAUUGCCUCUGUGUAUCCAAUUCGGUACCAGAAGCUCGAUCACAUUCACACGAACAUGGUUGUCAACAUGAUGUGGUCACUGGCCAAAAGGUAUCUGCCCAAAAAUAUCCGUGACAAGUUUGAUGCAAGGGGAUGCUCUGAUGUCGAACGCCUCGAUAAGCUGUACUCCAUUCCAACGCUGGAAGCAGCCAAUGGGAGGUUCUUGGGAACGGUUAUGGAUAGUCUCAAGAAGCGACUUGAAAAUGAGGCCAGCUUCUCCCUAUAA
This is a messenger RNA of Seminavis robusta, 1065 nucleotides long. The record is from the annotation of a GenBank genome assembly. Lineage: Eukaryota; Bacillariophyta; Bacillariophyceae; Naviculales; Naviculaceae.